CAAGAAAGGUGUGGGAGGACAAAUACAUUUCAAGGGGCCUACGGCGGCAAUGGAACGUGAUAUUACUUCCCGGGUGUCUGGCUAUAUAGAUGCCGUUGAGAAGGCACACCUCGUUCCGGAGGGAGAAAGGCUUUGGUUUGUGUCAAACAGAAUGGAUAGGUACUGCCGGCGACCACUAGAAGUAGCAGCGAUCAACGACGAUGGAAAACAUCCUGAUCCCCAGUAAGGACCUGCAUCAUCUCUUCGAUGCACGGCGCUUCACCUUCGUGCCCAAGCGAUUCGGCGCAUGCAUGUCUGAAUCUGCCGAACUUUGUCACCCACGUGCUGCUGCCGUCGGGCUCGCCCGACCACGUGGGUAUAUAUCACAACCGCUCAACCCAGCUGAUCCGCGGUAUCAGCGUCGAGUGCCUCUUCGCACGCUUUGCCUGGUCCCUAUUUACGGAUGAACAGAUGCUUUUUUUCCUGUCGGAUCUCAAAUACGUCGUUUGCCUGUGGGACAAGACCAGAGGCGAGACCGAAACUAUAACCCUGAGAGGACUACCUGUCAAGUCUAGUGCACAGGUGUUUGAGUCCACACGAUCCCAGAGCCGGAGUGUCAGCCCAAAGAAGAGGUCGCUUUCGACCCAGGGCGACGGCCGCGUUGAUGGCGGCGAUGGCUACUGGUCAGACGACAGAGAUAGCACUAGCGAUGAGCACGAACGCGACGGGUUGAACGAGCCACCGAGGGGGCGACCACGCCGGACGGCUAGGCUAACCACGCCUCCCUUGCCGGGCCGUCCACCGAGCCCAACGUCAAGAAGGGGGAGAAUAAGGGCAAUGGGUAACCAAUUUCAUCCAACCCGCUACAUCGCAAGCUAUAGAAGCGGGAUCGUGAAUUUACUCGUCUGUGUAUGGAAGGUGCUGUGAUAUGAGCAGCCUUGAUAUCGGCAACCCUACCCAAAGGGGAGGCCGCUCAAUGGGGCAUAAGGAGUAGGUAGGUCUAAAUGCCCACUAGGGAGCUAACGUCAAUGCCGGCCCUGUUCAGUUGAGCGGCG
Parathielavia appendiculata is the source of this 1034-nucleotide messenger RNA. RefSeq lists its product as uncharacterized. The transcript is spliced from 2 exons. The record is from RefSeq and is a predicted model, not a curated record. Lineage: Eukaryota; Fungi; Ascomycota; Sordariomycetes; Sordariales; Chaetomiaceae. Bases 247 to 906 code for a protein of 219 amino acids.